Notodromas monacha is the source of this 2864-nucleotide messenger RNA. The record is from the annotation of a GenBank genome assembly. NCBI's taxonomy places the organism in Eukaryota, Metazoa, Arthropoda, Ostracoda, Podocopida, Cyprididae.
GUUUUUUGUUUCUGUUGCAGGGCAAACGGUAAACUUGAUUCAAGAUGCACUUCGCUGGUGUCACGGUUUUUGCAAUUUGCAUGUUCGGUUUCCUGCUUCAAGAAAUGUCCUUGCAGGCGAAUGCUGUUCGUUUUCCACUACGCGAAUCAGAGUAUGACGAUUUUUUGGACUAUUUGUCGGAUUAUUCUCGAGAUGACUCGUCAGAAUCCGCUGAACAUUUUGGCGAUCAUCAUCCUCAGCGUUGGCCUGGUCGUAAUGUGGAUCAUCAUCCUGAGGAUUGGCCUGGUCAUAAUGUGGAUCAUCAUCCUGAGGAUUGGCCUGGUCAUAAUGUGGAUCAUCAUCCUGAGGAUUGGCCUGGUCAUGAUGUGCAUGCUGCCGGCGAAGGAUCGGCAGGGAAUAAAAUUGGCUGGCUGCUGACUGAUUCCCACGAAACCGAUUGCUGGAAAGAAGCAGCAAAAUUAGCAUUGGAAGGCUCGAAGAUCGAGAUGGUUUUUGCUCGAGAUUCAGCAGCCAAUGAAAUCGAGAAACUUUCGUGGGAGUUGGAUUUAUCGCGGAAGUUCAAAAUUCUGCAAAAAUCCGGAAUCAAGAUCUUCGUUGGAUUGGAAGACCACGAUUCCGCAAAAAUACUGCUUCAUCAGCAGAAUGUGAAAUUCGUUUCACCAUUUGCAACGUCGCCAUUCGUCCGCGGACACCCGUCGGUUCUGGGAUUGUCACCGUCGAGUUUCCAGAUUUCCGGCACCAUUUUAUCAAAAACACGACACCUUUCUUACUCUGAACUGCUUCCUGUCGUUAGUCGCGGGCGGAAAGACGUCAUCGACGACCUGAAGAACAUCAGCGCCAUUUUUGGAUUUCGGCUCUUGGAGCCAAUCAUUAUCGACGAUUUUGAAAAGUUGCGGGAUGAGCUGGUGAUGAGACUGUGGGACAACCCAAACGCAGACAUUUACUUCGACUCCAAACCGCAUUUUGCGCCAUUUCUCGAGUCCCUGGACUCGGAACUCGGGGACCCGAUUGCCAGUCGCACCCUUUACUCACCCAAUGCUCUGUUCUUCAACUACGACGCGGAGCUCGUCACUCGACAGGUGAACAACGUGACGGACGUGCGAUUGCUGAAGCGACGCUAUGAAACGCUGACGAGAAUGCGGACGCAUUCUUACGCAUUCCUCGGAGGAGAGGAUUACGCGUCGAGCGUCAGGAGGAAAUUGAUGUCGAGUCUGAAUUCCGGUGACAUCGACGGCAAGUGUUCCGUGACGGCGUGCUUGGUCUUCGACGCGGUUUUGGCUGCUCGGAAGCUACUAGAGAAUCCUGAAAUCGACGGGGAAUUCCAGCAACAGCAGAAAAGUGAUGACUCAUCAACUGAAAUGAAAUUCGAAGGGGCGACUGGAAAAGUCACGAUUUCCCCCAAGGACUCAUCGGCAUCGAGAACCGGAAAGGACUUGCUACUCCGUGUUUACGCCGUAGAUCCUGGUUCUUAUUACGCCGUCAGUGGCACAAGAUUGGCUCAAAAAUCUCCCUGGAUUCUCGACGGCACUGUCGCAAGUGUCGAUGGUUCAACGAAACGGAAUUCCACGAUUCCUCAACAAUCGGUCAGUCCCACCAACGCCGACACGAAGACUUUGUUUCACGAUGAGAAAGGUAUCUUCAACGAAACCUUCGUUGGACAAGAAAUCUCGUCUGAAAAUGUCAGAACCCAUUCGUCAGUGGACAUCGUCGACAAGGCAUCACUCGUCAACAGGAUCUCUCAGGCAAUUAGUGUCGGAAUAUGUUCCAAGUCGGAGGCCAGCCGAGUGACAGUGUCUUUCCUGGUGUCGGAUCCACUGUCGUACUCGAAGUCACAAGUCAAUUUCAGUCUGGACGCCGUCGACGACUCACCGAACAGCACUUUCCCGGUUUCGGUAUUCGUUCCAAUUGCAAAUGGAUACGAAAUGCGGGUCACUUGCGGACGAGUGCGGUUGAUCGUCGUUUGUCCCGGGAUCGACUCGAAAUUGAAUCACAGAUGUUUGCACGACGUUGAGAUUUUGCCGGACACAGAUUCGGGUGAUGAUUCGGAAAUUGCGGCCAGACCGAGGUCGAAGCGAGAAGUGAGCCGGUUUCUCAGCGAUAAAAUAUUUUUGCACGCGAUGCGGAGACAAAAGGCAUUGGAUGACCGCCGAGGUCAAUCGAAGAUGAUGACGAGAAGAAUUUCGAGGUUUCCAUCAAAGGCCAGGUCGUCCGACCGAUUUCAGCGAAGAACGGAUAUGUACCACCAAGGAUCGGUUUACGAAAGAAUAGGAAAGCCACCUGGCUACAUUUCCAGAUUGUUGGGGUAUUCAGCAGCAAAUAUUUUGGCAUGCAUGGGCAAAACAGCGGGUUGCAUGGUGUGCAUCAGCUACCGGUCAGCAAUCGACAAGAGCAGUGUCAGUUGCAUCGCUGCUUGCGCUUCUAUCGGCUCCACGUGCUCCAUUGCAGCUGGACGCGUGAUGGCCCAGUACAACGUCGACAACAGCGUCAUUUGCACCGAGCUUUUUUCCCAGGGAAGGCUUGAUGCUUCUUCUUACCUCAUUGACGCCGGAUUCGGAGCCAGGCUGAUGGAAACAGACCCGCAUGUUCUGAUGGGUUACAGAGCCCUGGCAUCACCAAUUGUUGCCGGAAUGCAGUUCUCUGACAGCUUCACCGACAUCGUGGAAAAUUUAGCCCAACCUUGGUUCAAUUACAUGAGACUUGCUGAAGGACAUGCAACUAAAAACGACGCGAAGGAUGGAGAAAAUAUCGUGGGCAGAUUUUUCAUCCGCUGCGGCUUGGUCCUCUGCUCAGUUGUCGGAAAUUGUUGCUCAACUCUCUUGGCAAUCCACAGCGCCGUAUCAAAAAUGAUGGCUCAUUUCCUUUGA